AUGGCCAUCCUUAGCUUAAGGGUAAAGAGCAGACAUAAAGACAAGUAUAGUGUGAAUCAUGGAAAAUACGCGGAAUUAGGUAUUUCUAAUCAGCUUACCGCAGUCUUAGCGAAGUUGUCUCAAGAACUGAAGAAGACAAAGAUUCUAAAAAGCGGAAGCGGAGCGGAUGAAAUUUAUACAGCAAAUGGCCAUACUUUGAUGCUCUCUUUCUGA
Acanthoscelides obtectus is the source of this 213-nucleotide messenger RNA. Lineage: Eukaryota; Metazoa; Arthropoda; Insecta; Coleoptera; Chrysomelidae. The record is from the annotation of a GenBank genome assembly.